UUUUUUUGUUAUCAUUCGAUAGUCGUGUGCACCUUGGAGACUAUUACCCGCAGUGUGUCAUGUGAAGUGGUACAUUUUUAACGUAAUAAGGUCAUUUACGCGAUAAUUGAGAGUAAAAUGACGUUGGAAGGGAAUUUAUUGAUGAAAUCUAGUUCCCGGGGAUUUCAUCAUCUCGUUAAUGUCCGGAGGGUGACGUUUAUUAUGGGUAUUUUUUUGUUAAUGAUAUUGGCUAUUUAUCAUUAUAUUUCUGUCAAGGAGAGACAUUUAAAUGAAUUAAUUGAGUAUCAAGUCGUUGUGGAAUCGGAUAUCAGUGAUAAAGACGAAAUGAGGAUUCCAUUAACAACGUCAACAAUAACAACAAUUCCAACGAUUCCAAAUAUUAAUUACGAGAUGAAGGGAACAGAGGAAAUGGAAACAGAAUUUUUGAGACGAGGUGAUCACGUCAAACAAAAAUGCAAAGAAUUGGGACUCAUGGGGGGAAGAAAUUACGUGCCCCAAUCAAAUCCCCAGAAUUUCAUAAUUAAUUAUGAUUAUCAUGUCAUCUACUGUAGUGUUUUCAAGGCCGCAUCGACCUCGUGGCUGUACAAUAUGAAUUUAUUAGCUGGUAUUCCUGCCGAUGAUUUGCAAAAUAACCUGAAGAUAUCCCCAAUGACGAUGACGAGAGAAAAAUACAAAAGGCCUUUGCAAUCGGAGCUUUUGCAAGCUCUUGAUAAUAAUCUCAGUUUUCUUAUCGUGAGACAUCCCUUUGCACGAUUGGUCAGGACGUAUUACGAUAAAUUUAUGCUGGAAGGGGAUGAAAAAUUCUAUCAGGAGGUGGGACAGAGGAUCAUCGAGAGGACAAGACUAGAGGAGGAUUUGACAAGUAAAUUGAAACCACCAAUAAGUGAAAAUCUCCCUCCAACAUUUAAACAAACAGACCUUCCUCCCACCUUCGAGGAACUCGUCAAGUUCGUUCUCUGCGAGUGGAGGGACAAUAAACUACAAAAUGAACAUUGGAAACCCAUUACAAAAUUUUGUACUCCAUGUCAAGUACCAUUUGAUUACAUCAUCAAGUUUGAAACACUCGAGGAAGAACAACAAGUUCUCAUAGAACGUGCUAACCUUCAAGAAGUUCUAAAACCCCAAUGGGAGGACAAUUCAUCGAUUGAAGACCUGGAAGACCUUGAGCAAGAAUAUUUUUCCCAACUGUCGAAACAACAAAUCCUCGAUCUCCACGAGUACUACAAGGCUGAUUUUCAGCUGUUCGAGUAUUCAAUCGACAAGUACCUGAUCUACGGUCAGGACGUGCCCUUCGUGUCUCUCCCCUGUAGGGAGGUUCCCCCCUCAAGACCAAGAAAGUAAUAAUGACUCACCGGGAUGACUUGUUGUGAAGAUCAACUCCAAUAAUCCAUUUGUUAUCAAUUACUCGUUGCCACACACUUGUUAUCACUAACGGUUGAAUUCCAACACUUUUUUUUCUCCUCUGGCGCUUCGACACUGGUACACCAGACUCAUUGUAAUGCUGAAUAACAAUAAUUAAAAAAACAAUAUGUAGAACAA
Diachasmimorpha longicaudata is the source of this 1539-nucleotide messenger RNA. Its product is annotated as carbohydrate sulfotransferase 11-like. Bases 118 to 1341 code for a protein of 407 amino acids. Gene Ontology annotation, biological process: carbohydrate biosynthetic process. Lineage: Eukaryota; Metazoa; Arthropoda; Insecta; Hymenoptera; Braconidae. The transcript has 6 exons. Gene Ontology annotation, cellular component: membrane. Gene Ontology annotation, molecular function: sulfotransferase activity. The record is from RefSeq and is a predicted model, not a curated record.